AUUAGCCAAUGUAAAACCCUAACUGAGUAGAAGAGAAGCAAACUCUGGAGUCUGGGCAAGUGAAUCAACCGAAUCGCAGCUUCCUGAAGUUUACAUUACUACGCGAACGAUUCUGCUUCUAGUUCAAUAUGGGCCUGUCUUCAAAGAGAGCAAGGAAAACAAUGGAGAGUGACAGUGAUCUGGAAGACUUCAGUGAUCUUGAAAAUGAGAAGAUGACAGUUAAGAAUAAAGUGGAUGAGGAGGAACAAUAUGAUUAUGAUUAUGAUGAUGAUGAUGAGGAAGAAGGAGAUGAAGAAGAGGAGGGGUCAUAUGAGGAAGAAGAUAGCAGUGAUGAGCAAAAUGAUAGCCAUAAAGAUGAUGAAAUGGAGCAGCUGGAGAAAGAAUACACGGAACUUCGGCAACAGGAAAUGGAUGUAUUGAAGAAUCUCAAGAGUCACAAGGAUGAAGAUAUUCUUAAAGGUCAAGCAGUAAAGAAUCAAAAGGCUCUCUGGGACAAAACCCUGGAGUUCCGAUUCUUACUUCAGAAAGCCUUCUCAAGUUCGAAUAGACUACCACAGGAGCCAGUUAAGUCGUCAUUUUGUGAUUCAGACGAAGCAGUCAGUGUGGCAUAUUCAGACCUAAUUACAUCAUCCAAGAAAACUUUAAAUGCUCUAUCGGAACUGCAAGAGGCUUUGCUCGAGAAGAAUCAAUCGAUUGCUCAAUCCUUAGAUGGUAAUUCUGGACAGUCAUCUAAUAUGCGUUCAGAAGAUUCUAAGAACUUUAAUGCCGAGGACAAAGAAUGGUUUCAAGUUUCUCAAGUGCAUAGGAGAAUAGCUUCUUUCAGAGACAAAUCAAUAGACAAAUGGCAGAGGAAGACACAGGUGACAACUGGUGCUGCUGCUAUUAAAGGGAAGUUGCAUGCUUUUAACCAGAAUAUUAGUGAACAAGUUGCUGCUUAUAUGAGGGAUCCAAGUAGAAUGAUUAAGCAGAUGCAACAGAGAAGGUCAACUGUUGGCGUAUUUGAGGCUGUUCCUGAAGGAAUGAGCGAUAAGGAAGAGGAAGCAAAUGCUGAUGGUGACCCUGAAAUUUUGGACGACUCUGAAUUCUAUCAACAAUUAUUGAAAGAAUUUUUUGAGACAAUUGACCCAUCAUCCUCAGAGACGGCAUUCUAUGCUAUUAAAAAACUGCAAACUAAGAAGAGAAAAAUUGUUGAUCGGCGGGCCUCAAAGAGCCGUAAAAUUAGAUAUAAUGUCCAUGAAAAGAUUGUCAAUUUCAUGGCGCCUCAGCCCAGGGACCUCCCCCCAAUGGCUCCUAAAUUAUUUGAAAAUUUGUUUGGGUUGAAAACCCAGAAACCCGCUGCUGCAUAAAAUUCCGGUGCUCAAGUAAUGUGCCUCGAAAUAUCGUACCUUAGUCUCUUUGUAAUUCAAUUUUUCUUUUGAUUUUACCUGUAAUUUUGAAAGAAAAAUUCAAGAUAUAGCAGGAAUGUUACGAAUUUCUCAUAUUU
Molecule: messenger RNA, 1483 nt
Organism: Pistacia vera
Lineage: Eukaryota; Viridiplantae; Streptophyta; Magnoliopsida; Sapindales; Anacardiaceae
Exons: 14
Coding region: 129-1346 (405 amino acids)
Cellular component (GO): nucleus; nucleolus
Source: RefSeq, a predicted model, not a curated record